AUGCUGGUUAGCUUAUACGCGCAGUUAACACGCAGAAUGGACAGCGUUUUUGAGGCUUAUCUCGGUCCCGACAGCAUCCUAGCAGGCGCCAUGGUCAACGCUGUGGGCAGCGGAGAACCCGAGGACAUCCCCAAACGCAACACGGAUGUUUGGCUGCUCGGCAAACGCUACAAUGCUAUACAAGAACUGGACGUCAUUCGCAGGGACAUCGAAUCCCGCUUGUGGUGCACCUAUCGCCAUGGAUUUGUGCCCUUGGGUGAAGUGCAGCUGACCAGUGACAAGGGCUGGGGCUGCAUGCUGCGCUGUGGUCAAAUGGUGCUCGCCCAGGCCUUGAUUGAAUUGCAUUUGGGUCGCGAUUGGUUCUGGACGCGCGACUGUCGCGAUGCCACCUAUCUUAAGAUUGUCCAGAGGUUCGAGGACACACGCAAAAGCUACUAUUCAUUGCAUCAAAUCGCCCUGAUGGGGGAGUCACAGAACAAAGCGGUUGGGGAGUGGCUGGGACCCAACACCGUGGCGCAAAUACUCAAAAUUCUUGUGCGCUUCGAUGAGUGGAGCUCGCUGCUGGUGCACGUGGCCAUGGACAGCACGGUGGUGCUGGAUGAUAUAUUUGAACGCUGCCAACAACCGGCCGAGGCGUGGCAGCCUCUGCUGUUGAUUGUGCCUCUGCGCCUGGGCAUCACCGACAUCAAUCCCAUCUAUAUACCCGCCUUGAAGCGCUGCCUGGAACUCAGCAGCAGCUGUGGCAUGAUUGGCGGCCGUCCCAAUCAGGCUCUGUAUUUCCUCGGUUAUGUGGACGAUGAAGUUCUCUAUUUGGAUCCACAUACCACACAGCGAGCUGGCGCUGUUGGUCAAAAGACAACGCAAGCCGAACAGGAGCUGGACGAGAGCUAUCAUCAGCGUUAUGCGGCGCGUUUGAGUUUCAGUGCCAUGGAUCCAUCGCUGGCCGUUUGUUUUCUGUGCAAGACACGCAAGCAAUUCGAUGAGCUGUUGCAGCAGUUGCGCCAAGAGGUGCUCAACCUCAGCACGCCGUCGCUCUUCGAGAUAAGUCAAUCGCGUGCCGUCGAUUGGGAUACGGCGGAUGACAUCGAAUGGCCCACAAUGCCGGACAUUGAUUGGCCUGGCAGCAAUACCAGCGAUUCGGAAUCAUUUGCCGUGCUGGGUGAGUGCGGCAGCGGCGACGUCGACAGCAAACCCAGUGCCCCCAUUUGAGAGUGCGAGAGCGUAGCGUUCUCUCUCGGUUUCUCUCUGCGACUGCGCUGUGCCUUGGAGAGCGUUUUAUUGUGGGAAAGUGGAGCAGCUGUGUUUGGUCCAAAAAAGAAGCGGAAGAAGCUGCGGUUGCAGGCCAAAAAAAUGAUAAUGAUGAUAAAAACACCAGCGAUGGCUACUAAACAAUAAGUUUUGAAGACUAGUGUUACAUUUUUUAGAUUGUUUACGAUUCACACACACACACACACACACAUACACUUACACGCUACAGUUAAGGAUAAUGUAUAGUUCAUAUGCUGCUUUAUUCUGCGUUUAGAUUGGACUCCAUGGGAGACAAUUUGGCAUAAACAAACAAACGAAUUGAACUCUCACCACACACACACACAUAGUUAGUUAUGCUCGCGAUAAAGCUGCUGAAUACAAACUACCUUAUUAAUUGAUUAAAAACACCAUUUUAUAUGUAUG
This is a messenger RNA of Drosophila sulfurigaster albostrigata, 1671 nucleotides long. RefSeq names its product cysteine protease ATG4B (gene Atg4a). The record is from RefSeq and is a predicted model, not a curated record. Gene Ontology annotation, molecular function: ATP binding; protein-phosphatidylethanolamide deconjugating activity; protein serine/threonine kinase activity. Gene Ontology annotation, biological process: protein phosphorylation. The transcript is spliced from 5 exons. Lineage: Eukaryota; Metazoa; Arthropoda; Insecta; Diptera; Drosophilidae. The coding region runs from base 1 to 1209 and encodes 402 amino acids.